Linum trigynum is the source of this 219-nucleotide messenger RNA. NCBI's taxonomy places the organism in Eukaryota, Viridiplantae, Streptophyta, Magnoliopsida, Malpighiales, Linaceae. The record is from the annotation of a GenBank genome assembly.
AUGGUGAAGUUGUCUCCGUUCGUUGAUUUUGUUGGACCCGACGAUGGAGUUAAGGGAAACGACGUUGGCUACGAGUUCGCCGGAUGUGGAGUUGGAGGUGAUGGGGUUGUUAGGGAAGAUCCCACAUAUGUUGUUAAGACUGGGAUCAGGGUGAGGGUGGAGAAGCAGUCUAAACAGUUUUUUGCUGAGUCAUCAACGAUGGGAAUGUUUGACCGUUAG